AUGAACGUAUUCGCAGAAAAGUGGUCGUUUUCGGUGCCGUCGCUUGGCCAGCUACUAACGACAGGCGCAAUAUUGGCAGUGGUGUACUACAUCACAACCGCGAUUCACUGUAUAUAUUUCCACCCACUUUCCAGGUUCCCAGGGCCCAAAUUCGCGGCCUUCUCUCGCCUUCCAUUUGCCAUCUCAGCCGUUCGCGGUCAACAGUAUAAAUGGAUGGACAGUUUACAUGAGCACUACGGUAAAGUCGUCCGCGUGGGCCCAGAUGAGCUGACAACCAUUUCAUCUGGUGCUUGGAACGACUUGUAUCUCCAGCGACCGCAGCUGCCAAAAGACCCACACCCGCAGACGCCGCCAUUGAACGGCGCCGACUCGCUCUUCACAGCUAACGGAAGCACACACCAGCGUAUGCGGAGGACACUGUUGAAUGGUUUCAACGAUCGAGCUUUACGGGCGCAGUCACCCAUCAUAGAAUCGUAUGCAGACCUGUUCAUUCAGCGUCUGCGCCACGAAGCAGCCAAGAGCCCAGACGGUACCAUCGAUCUAGCCAAGUUUUACGGCUAUGCAGCACUGGAUAUUAUUUCAGACCUGGCAUAUGGCGAGAGUUUCCACGGUCUCGAGGGCGACAACGAGCACAACUGGGUCACGGGCUUUUUCCUUGGGGCGAAGUUCGGUGCAGUGCGCAACCACCUAAGCUACUUUUACCCGCUUGAUAGAAUCUUCGGAUUCCUAUUUUUGAAGCUCACAGCUAAGAUACGAGCACGCAACUGGAAGUAUACAGCAGAUCUGGUGACGAAGCGGCUGGAAAUGGGGGACCUGGGGUCCUCGCGGUUCGAUUUCGUAUCGCCAGUCAUUGGCAACAUCAACAACACAAAGGAGAAAGGUAUCACCCGCAACGAGCUCAAUACCCAUUCGCUAGCUGUCACUAUCGCUGGCUCUCAAUUGCCUACAGUUGCAUUGGCUACGGCAACGUAUUUGCUGUUGACCCACCCAGUUCAGCUCAGGAGGCUUUUGGCCGAAAUUCGCUCGUCCUUCCAGCGAGAGUCAGAUAUCAAUAUCGCGACAACAGCCAAAUUACCGUAUCUAGCUGCCGUUAUCGAUGAAACGUUGCGCAUACAUCACCCUACACCGAUUCAUUUGCCCCGGCUGAUUCCUUCCGAGGGACUGCAAGUAGAUGGCGAGUGGAUCCCGGGCAACACUGUCAUGGGUAUUGCCAUGCACACCGCACAGACAUCAUCCCGCAAUUGGGCCGAACCGCUAGCGUUCCAUCCCGAGCGUUUCGUACCGCCUGGCCACGCGAUGCACGACGCACGCUUUGAUCACGACGAUAGAGACGCAUUUAAGCCCUUUAGUAUUGGCACGCGUAAUUGUAUAGGCGGAAAGGUCUUCCUUGCAGAAGCGCGGAUUCUCCUUGCGCGUACGCUCUGGAACUUCGAGCUCCGUCUUGGGCACGACACGCCGGUAGACUGGUUGGACCAGAAAGCGUAUCUGGUGUUCGAGCCGAAGCCGCUUCGCAUUAGCCUGGUCGAGAAAUCACUUUGA
This is a messenger RNA of Didymella exigua CBS 183.55, 1539 nucleotides long. RefSeq names its product benzoate 4-monooxygenase cytochrome P450. Gene Ontology annotation, molecular function: oxidoreductase activity, acting on paired donors, with incorporation or reduction of molecular oxygen; heme binding; monooxygenase activity. The coding region runs from base 1 to 1539 and encodes 512 amino acids. Lineage: Eukaryota; Fungi; Ascomycota; Dothideomycetes; Pleosporales; Didymellaceae. The transcript has 4 exons. The record is from RefSeq and is a predicted model, not a curated record.